Macrobrachium nipponense is the source of this 5373-nucleotide messenger RNA. It is a transcript of the gene Nt5b, whose product is annotated as cytosolic purine 5'-nucleotidase-like. NCBI's taxonomy places the organism in Eukaryota, Metazoa, Arthropoda, Malacostraca, Decapoda, Palaemonidae. Bases 223 to 1983 code for a protein of 586 amino acids. The record is from RefSeq and is a predicted model, not a curated record. Gene Ontology annotation, molecular function: 5'-nucleotidase activity. The transcript is spliced from 13 exons.
UUUUGUACGCUGAACAGAAAGGAUCCCUCUUGCGUCGGUUUCUCUCUCGUGCUUGAUUUUUCGGUGUAACUUUCCUGUGUAGUCGUUAAAAUUAAUCGUUGUUUGUAGACUUGCUGUGUAUUCAUUUGCGUAGAAAAGAGGUAAUCUAAGUGUGUAUAGUAAUUGUGGUGAGUGGCGGAAGAAUCUAGAAGCCGAAUAGAAAGAGAGAGAAGGAUAGAGACGAUGGAAAGUGUGGAAACUUCAAACAAUUAUUCUCGCAAGAGAGCCCACAGCAUGGAGGAGAACGACGUCGUGACCCCCCUGGAGCCCCUGACCCCCUCCUCCUGCGGCGGGGGCAUCUCGGCCUCCUCCUCGUCCGAAUUCACCAGGAAGUAUUACCGCGAAGUGCCCCACAGGGUGUUCGUCAACCGUAGCUUGCACUUGGAAAAAAUACGCUUCUUCGGUUUUGAUAUGGACUACACACUAGCAGGUAUGUAUCACUACAAAUCUCCCCAGUACGAGACACUCGGAUUCAACUUGUUGAAAGACCGUCUCAUCAUGAUUGGUUAUCCCGAAGAAAUCAAGGAAUUCGAGUAUGAUCCACGUUUCCCACAAGGUCUGUGGUUUGACCGUGUCUACGGAAACUUGCUCAAAGUGGAUGGUUUCGGCAACAUUCUUGUUUGCGUUCACGGGUUCAAGUUCCUAAAACCAUCCGAAGUCUACGAGCUAUACCCAAACAAAUUCAUCCAGCUCGACGAAUCGAGAAUCUACGUGAUGAACACCCUCUUCAACCUGCCAGAGAUUUACAUGAUUGCCUGUCUUAUAGACUUCUUCAGCAACUCUCCACAGUAUGUCAAGCUUCCAGAAGGGAUCAAGUCAGGUGAUCUAUAUAUGAGCUUCAAGAGCAUAUUCCAGGACAUCCGAGGAGCUGUUGAUUGGGUUCACAUGAAGGGAGAUUUAAAAAAGAAAACAGUCGAAGAGGUUGACAAGUAUGUCCACAAAGACGAGCGCUUGCCUCUGUUGUUGGACCGAAUGAGGGAUUCUGGGGCAAAGGUGUUCCUCCUCACGAACUCUGAAUACUGGUACACUAAUGCUAUCAUGGAGUUCCUUCUUAGUUUCCCUGAUAAGAAUGGAGAAGUGAGAGACUGGAAAACAUACUUUGACUUCAUUGGUGUGGAUGCCUGCAAGCCAGUGUACUUUAGCGAUGGAACCAUCAUGAGACAAGUUGACUGUGACACCGGUGCUCUCAAGCUUGGCACUCACACAGGAAAGCUCAGGAAAGGACAAGUCUAUUCUGGAGGAAGUUGUGAUGUCUUCACUGAACUGAUGGGUGCCAAGGGAAAGGAUGUCUUAUAUGUUGGAGAUCACAUUUUUGGUGACAUUUUAAAGAGCAAGAAGAUCAGAGGGUGGCGUACUUUCCUUGUAGUACCAGAAUUGGUUCAAGAACUUCACGUAUGGACCGAGAAGUGUUCCUUGUUCACCAAACUGCAGACUUUAGAUGUCAUGCUGGGCGAUUUAUACAAGAACCUAGAUUCAAGUACCAAUGAAAGACCAGACUUGAGCAAAGUUAGAAGUGCUAUAAAGGAAGUUACUCAUGAGAUGGAUUUGAGCUAUGGCAUGCUUGGUUCAGUAUUCAGAUCGGGAUCAAGACAAACUCACUUUUCUACACAGGUUUCAAGAUACGCUGAUGUGUACGCAUCUACAUUAUUGAAUUUAAUCUAUUACCCCUUCAGUUACAUGUUCCGUGCCCCAGCUAUGCUUAUGCCGCACGAGUCUACUGUGGCACAUGAGCAACGCUUCCAGGUUGGCGAUGGUCCUAUUUCCACACGUUCCCGAGCUUCCAGUGUUCAAGGAGAUACUCUAGAGAAUCUACAGUCGAAGAGGCCUAAGGUUCUAGAGAGAACUCAGUCAUUGGUUCCUCAUGCAAGGGCAGAAACUCCAAAGAGAGUGACUCAUCAUCAUGAUGAAGAUGACUCUGAAGAGGAGAGUGACAAGUCUUCCUAAGUAGCUUUUAAAACCAUAGAUUCUAUUCACAUUAAUGUGAUAUCAGUAUUUUCAAUUUCUAGAAAAAUAGUUUCUGGUAUUUCUAACUUUUCUUAAUGUAUUUUAGUUAGCUUACCAUUUUUUUUUAAAUGGCUUUUAAUAGUCAAACCUACUGUUUAGUUAGAUUCUGUUGAAGAGAAAUCUCAAAGGUGGUAACACAGAUUAGAAACUGGUAAUAAGUUUAAUAUAUUUUUCCUUUGUGUGGAGAAAAAAAGUGCUUUUGUAUUUGACAUAUAUUAAGGAAUAAUUCACUACUUUAAAAUAGUUUGUAAAUUUCCCAAAUCCAGUCACCAUAUUACACUGAUGAAAGUGGACAAUCGUUUACUGCCAUAGUUUAACAUUUGUUAAAGUUGUUAAAUAUGGAGGUGAAAUUAUAUUAGAUGUUAAAGAAAUAUAUAGAGCUGAAACUUCAUGUUCAAAGUUUUAAAAGAUUUUUAUUUGCAGUUAAGGCAAUUUAAAUGACUUUAAUACAGUUUAGGGAUUGUUACCAUUUCAUAGUUGCUCAUUCUGAUAUUAAUUGUGAAUUAUCCACCGUUAUGCUUAAAUAUCUGACAAUCUUCAAAAUAUAUUUUUAACUUAUACAUGUGAAUUUAGUUUGAAAAUCUGGAUAAUUCUUCUGUUUCUGUAAACAACUUUCUUUAGAGUAAGACUGCAAAUGUGGUUUAUGGUUUAUUUCAGCACUGUUAGAUAGAAAGUGUUAAAUAGUUUUCCAGAUCCAUAUAACUGUUGGUGGUGUCAUUCAUUUGAAAACUGUAGUUCUGUGUUCUUGCUUUUAAAUUUCCAGAUUGUAAAUGUCAACUUUUUUUUUUCUUAUAGUUUGCAGAACAUCUGGUAUGAACUUGAGCUUUUAAUUCUUUCAGUGUUGGUGCUUUUAUUUUCACUGGUGGACAAAUUUGGUAAAAAUGGGCUGACUGACUACGCAGUGUCCUCAUUUAUAAUGUACUGGUUUUAAGGCUACAUAUAUCAUUGCAUGUUCUGCCAUUUAUAUUGUAAAACAAGUUGUACGUACAUCAUAGUUGUCACUACAUAAUUAUUCUGAUAUAGGACAUUUUAAAAGUAAGGUAAUGAAAUGCAUUAUUACUAUUAUAGAGACCAUUAACAUUGCAGUGUUAAAUAUAACUUUCUAUCAAUCAUUAUGAUUAAUAAUGUAGACAGUUUAAAACCAACAGUAGGUAAAUUUGAAUGAUUUGAUCCUCUAGGAUUUCACAUUAAGCAGUUCCCAUAACAUGUACAAGUAAUUUAAAAGUACUUAAGUGAUAACAUUUACAGUAGGCUGAUUCAUGGAAGGUUGAGAAUGCAUGAGAAAUUUUUGUAGAUAUUGAAGUACAGUAUUCAGAUCUAAUCUCUGCUGGUGGGCGUUUUUUUCUGCCAUAGAUUGUGGCACAAAAUGUAUGCUGGAACUUUGCGCAUCUGCAGCGAGAGUAAGACAUAUUUGGUGUUUUGAAUACAUAAUGUAUGAAGAACUUUCUUGAAUACUGCAUGCAUAUUUUGUAUUCACUUAGGCCUAGAAGAUUACCUCCUAGAAAUAGGCAGUUUAGUUGGCAAAAUGACUUAAUUCCUUGCUCUUUAAUUUUGGCAGCUUUGAAAUUUUUAGGCAGGUAGUUGAUUUAGUGCCUUUAGAAUUUUAAUGCGUCCAUUAGGUAAGUCAAUAGAACAUUGUAAUAUUAAUGCUUAGAGAGUUUUACUUCUAAUGUAUUUACGGAGAUAAGUUACAGAUGUUACUGUCACUGAAUACUUUCAUCAAAUCAAAUUAUCAUUGCAUUAGAAAACUUGUUCUAAAACUAACAAUUUGUUAAAACCUUGUCUCCAAUACCUUUUUGCUAAACUUAAUUUAUAUGUUAGGGUGUGACACAAAAUGGUAUAUAUAAUCUAUAGCAAUACACUGGGUGGUUUCAGAGGGAUAUACUGUAGUUGCAUUCCAUUACUUAGCACUUUUCAUCACAAGCACCUGUUUUUGUUACUGUCAUGAAUGGAUUUCUUUUGCAGGUCUUUGAGAUACAGUAGUCUAUUUUUUUCACGUAGGAUAGGUAAAUCAUUUUUGCAUAGACUGUAUAAUGAGCAUUUUACAGUAGUUAAGAUUUUGUUUUCUUGUAUUUAGGGGUUGUAAAAAGAAAUUUACUAUGUAACGUAAGAACUGUAUUGAGCAAAAUACAGUACUUAUACGAAAUCUGUGAUAAUCAAUCGUCACACAUACAGUCCAUAGGCAAGUCUUUUUGUAGAAGUUAAAAAACUUUUUAAUAAAUUUGUAUUUAUUUAUUUAUUAAUUUUUGUAGGAUGAAGUGAUACGCUGUCAGUAUUGCUUAGACUUUUCAUUUUUCAGCCGUUUCAUACAAUGAAAUGAAAAUAUGAUGCAUGUAUAUAAUUGGGUGUAGGUUUGUAACACAUACAGUAUAUUUGAUGCAGUAUAUGCUAUUUAAUAGUUCUGUAUGUACAUAUAUAAUUUUGAGUCCAUGACUCCGAAAUCUAUUGUUUUUGUUUAAGUGAUUUCAUAAGUUAUAUUUGGUCAGAGAUUUGAAGGGAAACAUUCCAGAUGAGGAAUAUUUUGCAUGGACAAAUUUUCAUAAUUGCUUUUUACUUGUAAUGGUAGACUGCAUAAUAGAUACAAAUAGGACUUUUUAUAAGUAGCACUGGUGAAAAAAGAAAAACUUUGUUACAUCAUUCACAUGUAGGUUGCAGUUUUGAUGUUCUUAGGGAUAUCUUCAACUGACCACAGCCUUAAACUACCGUUCUGUGAUGAAGAGCAGUGUUUGAUGGCAAUUUGACUUCAGAUUUGCCCCAUCUGUACAGGUAGAAAAGAGCACAAUUCUUCUUAAAUAUUACUUCAAAUUACAAGUGAUUACCACAGCAGGGACACUUACACUUUUAUUAGCAGUCUAAUGGUGCUUUCAGCCAAGUGGGUUAGCAUUUUUAUUUUAUAUUUCCACUUGCGGAGUAAGUUGUUGUUAUCUAACUAAACCUCUUCGUCAGGGUGGUAAAACAGGUCGUUAAUUUGAUACGAGCAGUUAGUAUUGUGUAAGGAUGAGACUCCAAACUUCUGUUAUUUGUGGAGAUGAACCCCACUUAAAUUUGACAACAUUGCCCCAAAGUUAAAUUCAGAUUGGCAGAUGGGACCAUAAAGGAGUUCAGUAUGAUUGUGUAUGAUCUAUGCAAAGUAUAUACUUGUUGAUUUAGCACAAUACUGUAUUAGGAUUUAACUAUGAAUCUAUGUACAUUACUGUACAUGCUUGUUUUCUUUUUAUUUUUAGGCAUCAAGCUUAUUUUUUAUUGUGUGUUUGUAUUAGUGGACCAGAAAUUGUGUAAAAGAUUUUCUCACUUAUGUACAUGAUGCAUGAAAUAUAAAAUAAUAAUUUA